Molecule: messenger RNA, 4182 nt
Organism: Callithrix jacchus (white-tufted-ear marmoset)
Lineage: Eukaryota; Metazoa; Chordata; Mammalia; Primates; Cebidae
Gene: SENP1
Product: SUMO specific peptidase 1
Biological process (GO): protein desumoylation; proteolysis
Cellular component (GO): nucleus
Molecular function (GO): deSUMOylase activity
Source: RefSeq, a predicted model, not a curated record
UGCUCUGUGGUGUCUCCCUGAGCGGUGCUACCGCUGGUGCCACCAGCAGAAAGACACGGCCGGACCCUCCUGCUCAGGUUAUGAAGAUCCCCUUCACGGCCCCAGUGGCUUACCUGGCUCAUCGCCUCCGGGACUUUGUAUCUUUGCUAAAAUCAGUGAUGUGAAAAGACUUGAAAUGGAUGAUACUGCUGAUAGGGUGAGGAUGGAUGCUGGAGACGUGACUUUAGUGAACCACAACUCCAUAUUCAAAACCCACCUCCUGCCAGAGGACCAGCUUUCACUUUCUGACCAGCAGAUUUUAUCUUCCAGGCAAGGACAUUUGGACCGAUCUUUUACAUGUUCCACAAGAAGUACAGCUUAUAAUCCAAGCUAUUAUUCAGAUAAUCCUUCCUCAGACAGUUUUCUUGGCUCAGGAGACGUAAGAACCUUUGGCCAGAGUGCAAAUGGCCAAUGGAGAAAUUCUACUCCAUCAUCAAGCUCAACUUUACAAAAAUCAAGAAAUAGCCGAAGUCUUUACCUCGAUACCCGAAAGACCUCAAGUGGAUUCUCAAACAUUUUUGCGGGAAAGUCAAACCAUCACUGCUAUAUAUCUGCAUAUGAAAAAUCUUUUCCUAUUAAACCUGUUCCAAGUCCAUCUUGGAGUGGUUCAUGUCGUCGAAGCCUUUUGAGCCCCAAGAAAACUCAGAGGCGACAUGUUAGUACAGCAGAAGAGACAGUUCAAGAAGAAGAGAGAGAGAUUUACAGACAACUGCUACAGAUGGUCACAGGGAAACCGUUUUCUAUAGCCAAACCAACCACACAUUUUCCUUUACACCUGUCUCGAUGUCUUAGUUCCAGUAAAAAUACUUUGAAAUACUCACUGUUUAAAAAUGGAAAUUCUUGUGCAUCUCAGAUCAUUGGCUCUGAUACUUCGUCAUCUGGAUCUGCCAGCGUUUUAACUACACAGGAACAGCUGUCCCACAGUGUGUAUUCCCUGUCUUCUUAUGCCCCAGAUGUUACUGCUUUUGGAUCCAAAGAUUCUGAUAUUCUUCAUCAACCCCAUCAUCACCACUCUGCUGCACAUCAGCCAGAUACCUUAGCAGCUUCAAAUACACAAUCUGAAGGAUUGGACUCUGUGAUUUUACUGAAAGUGAAAGAUUCCCAGACUCCAGCUCCCAGUCCUACUUUCUUCCAGGCAGAGCUGUGGAUCAAAGAAUUAACUAGUGUUUAUGAUUCUCGAGCACGAGAAAGAUUGCGCCAGAUUAAAGAACAGAAAGCAUUGGCCUUACAGCUUCAAAACCAGAGACUGCAGGAGCGGGAACAUUCCGUACAUGAUUCAGUAGAACUGCAUCUUCGUGUACCUCUUGAAAAGGAGAUUCCUGUCACUGUUGCCCAAGAAGCACAAAAAAAGGGCCAUAAAUUAACUGAUAGUGAAGAUGAAUUUCCUGAAAUUACAGAGGAAAUGGAGAAAGAAAUAAAGAAUGUAUUUCGUAAUGGGAAUCAGGAUGAAGUUCUCAGUGAAGCAUUUCGCUUGACAAUUACACGCAAAGAUAUUCAAACUCUAAACCAUCUGAAUUGGCUCAAUGAUGAGAUCAUCAAUUUCUACAUGAAUAUGCUGAUGGAGCGAAGUAAAGAGAAAGGCUUGCCAAGUGUGCAUGCAUUUAAUACCUUUUUCUUCACUAAAUUGAAAACGGCUGGUUAUCAGGCAGUGAAACGUUGGACAAAGAAAGUAGAUGUGUUUUCUGUUGACAUUCUUUUGGUGCCCAUUCACCUGGGAGUGCACUGGUGUCUAGCUGUUGUGGACUUUAGAAAGAAGAAUAUUACCUAUUACGACUCUAUGGGUGGGAUAAACAAUGAAGCCUGCAGAAUCCUCUUGCAAUACCUAAAGCAAGAAAGCAUUGACAAGAAAAGGAAGGAGUUUGACACCAAUGGCUGGCAGCUAUUCAGCAAGAAAAGCCAGGAAAUUCCACAGCAGAUGAAUGGAAGUGACUGUGGAAUGUUUGCCUGCAAAUACGCUGACUGUAUUACCAAAGACAGGCCGAUCAGCUUCACACAGCAACACAUGCCGUACUUCCGGAAGCGGAUGGCCUGGGAGAUCCUCCACCGGAAACUCUUGUGAAGACUGUCUCAGUUAGCAGACCUUGACCAUGUGGGGGACCAGCUCUUUGUGGACUACAGCCAGAGACCUUGGAAACAGCUGCUCCCAGCCCUCUGUUCUUGUAACACCCUUGAUCCUGGACCAGGCCCUGGCGAGAUGCAUUCACAAGCACAUCUGCCUUUCCUUUUGUAUCUCAGAUACUAUUUUUGCAAAGAAACUUCGGUGCUGUGAAAGGGGUGAGGGACAUCCCUAAGCUGAAGAGAGAGACUGCUUUUCACUUCUUCAGUUCUGCCAUCUUGUUUUCAAAGGGCUCCAGCCUCACUCAGUCCCUAAUUAUGAGACUGAGAAAAGCUUGGAAAGAAUCUUGGUUUCAUAUAAACUCUUGUUGUUAGGCCUUACUAAGAAGUAGGAAAGGACGUGAGCAAAAGAUAGGGAUAAAAACCACCAGCAUAUACAUGGACACACACACACACACACACACACACACACACACACACACAAUUUUCAAGAUGUAUAGUCAGGAAUGUGACUGUAAACAGGACUUUGGGGCACAUGCCUAAGUCCGCUUCUCCAGGACCUUUCCUAUUUAUAUGUCCCUACACAGAAUCCAUCUGCUUUUAUACAUAGCUGUUUAUCAUCUGUAGCUUCAUCCUAUCCAGAGGCACAGCACAUGAGCUCUGGACAGGUCCCAAAGUUCCAAGCAGUCCUUUCCUUAAAAGCAGGGGUUUGCAUGUGCUACCAACACACGAUACGGGGAAGACCCACCCAGGGAGCAGUUUCAGUGGCACAACAAAGUACCACUUUUACUGUUGCCUACUUCUGACCAAGAAGAAGAAGGACCUUAGUCUUUAGCAUAGAAUUCCAGCGUUGGAUGAAUGCAGGUCUAGUUUGGUCUGUGGCUAGUUAGUUUAAAUAUGUUUCUAACCACAGAGAAUUUCAUAUAUAUACAUAUAUAUAUAUACAGACACAUAUAUAUAUGUAUAAAUUUUCACAGGGAUAUGCUUUUUUUCUUUAAAAAAAAAAAGACUGAAUGUGUUCACCAUUUAGCCUGUAGAUUUAUUUCCAUUUUCCACAUUGCAGCACGCAGAGAUCCCAACCCCUAUGUGUAGGGUGUUUGUGGACUACCUAAUGGAAUAUUUUGAGGCCUGGAUGAACUUUGCCAUGUGGGUAGACGUUACAGAGGGAGGUGAUAUUUUCAGCUAAAAAAAAAAAAAAAACGGGUGGAGUUUGGACUGAUCAACUUGAGAUUUAAAGACUUCGAUUCCUUUUGUUCUUUCUAGCGUCUCUCCCCACCCUCUGAGAGCUCCUCAGGCUUAGACAGUGAAGUGAUCCAGUGCCAGUGUCAUUUUGUACUUAAGUUCCAAAGUAGGAACAUUUUAUACUUUUUUCUGUAUUGUAAUAGGUAGUUUUGUAUGAAAUCUUUUCUCCCCCCCCGCCUUUGUACCCCAUUCUUUCCAGCAUUGUGCUUUUUCCUGGGCUUAUUUGAAAAUUUUACUGUUUUAUACAAGCUCGUUUAGUACAUUUUUCUAUGUUUUACCACAAGUUACAAUUUGAAAAGAAAACUAUUUUUUUUUUUAAAUAGUCCAUUGUUAACUGAAUGUUACUGUUUCCACCCCAGCAACUAGAUGUCCCGCCUUCAACCGCCUGCAUUUGGGGAAAGAGCACGUUUUGUGUUUGUUCUCUCUCUCCCUUUCCCUUUCUCUUUUUCUCUGAGUUUCUGUAGGAAAUAAAUAGCUUUCUCUGUGGGUGCUGGGGACCUUCACAUGCUCUCUUAGAAAGCUGUGGCAUGCAGGCUCAUCGCAGGACUUGGAAUAUCAUCUGGUUCCUGGUGCUUACUCUCUGUAAGCAACAACUCGAAAGGUGGCAAUAUGGUGUAGAUUUGGACUAUGAAUCAAAAGACCUUUUUCAGAUUCUUUCACUGUUGUCUGGGGGACUCAGAACAAGAUUGUUCUCUGUAUUUAUUGUUUGUCCAUUUAGAUAACAUCUGUCUUACCUUCCUCACAGACUUUUUGUACAGACCAAAGCAACAAAUAUUUAUUGCCAUGUAUAGCAGAAAAUGAAACAUGCAACAAAAGCACUUUGAAAAAUAUAUAAGGAAUUGUUGA